Cajanus cajan (pigeon pea) is the source of this 2107-nucleotide messenger RNA. Its product is annotated as RING/U-box superfamily protein. Lineage: Eukaryota; Viridiplantae; Streptophyta; Magnoliopsida; Fabales; Fabaceae. The record is from RefSeq and is a predicted model, not a curated record.
UGCAAAACUCUCUUUCUCUCUCUACUUUCUCUCUCUAGAAAUAAUUUUCAUUUCAAAGGGAUAGAGCUGUGUUUACUGGGGUAGUGAGGUUGCUAUUGGCAGUUUUGUUGAUGUAAGAAGCUGAAUACUGUUCUCUAUUUCAGAAUGGGUGCUGUUUGUUGUGUUGCAACCAAAGAUAAAACUAUACAAAGCGCAUCACCCAGUGAAAUCUUGCAUCGGAAUAUUCGAUAUUCUCCGACAUGGAACUUCCGGUGGGAUCAUCGAGGGCGUGUAGCUGGUGAAGAUACAACUAUAAAUUGGUUUUCUAAUGGUAUUAGUGGGAAUGAUGGAUUGGAGAAUAGAAAUGAAUCCUCAAAUGUAUCUGAGGAUGGAAGCCCGUUGCAGAAUUAUCAAAGAAAUAGAUGGCAAAAAUCCCCAAUCUCUGAAGGAACUGCUAGAAACAUGUUAAAUUCAUCUUCGGAUCAAACUAUUUCAAGGAAUGUCUCCACACAUGUGAGCUUGGAACAGGUGAAUGAGUUGGCAGAAUCAUCAAUGGCAUUGUGUCCGUAUCCCACAAAACUUCCACAUUCAUUGCCUUCUACUUCUUUUUCAGUAUCUCCUCUGCCAUCCCAAAGUCACCCACUUCCAUCCAGCUCAACACCAUCAAGGUGGCCCUGCCAUUCCACCAGUCAUCAACUAUCACGGCAAGUUUCUGACAGCCGAAUCUUGGGAUUUAAGACACCUAGUAACUUUUAUGUAUCUGAAGAGAGGCCAGUGUUUCCCUCAUGGAGCAAUGAAUCUAGUAUGCACUCCUACGGUGGAUCUUCAGAUAAUUGGUCUAGGCCUGGCUUUUCUGAGCUCACAGGAACUUCCCUCAAAGAAAGAUGGUCAUUUGACAGUGAAUCAUUUGGUUUUAAUUGUGAAAGGCUGGUUAGAUCCAGUAGUCCCUUUUCAAAUUCUCCAGUUGAUUUGCAAACAUGUGGUGUUUGUUCAAAACUUUUAACUGAGAAGUCUUCUUGGGGCUCCCAAAAGAUGGUUGCAAGUAAUGACCUUUCUGUAGUUUCUGUCCUUAUUUGUGGACACGUUUAUCAUGCUGAAUGCUUGGAGAGUUUGACACCUGAAAUCAACAAGUAUGAUCCACCUUGCCCGGUCUGCUAUUUUGGGGAGAAAUAUACUUUUAGGUUGUCUGAAAAAGCUCUAAAGGCUGAAAUGGAUUUGAAGGCUAGAACUAAGAAAUCAAGAAACCGAAUUGUGGACAGUGAUAUUGAAGAUGAUUCUGUUGUGUAUGGACAUGUUAGAGAUAAAGGACGUCAAGGUAAAGGUCCCAGAGUUGAUUCUAGUUCCAGUGGGAGAAACUCUAAUGGGAAACCAUUUUUGCGGAGACACUUCUCAUUUGGCUCAAGGAGUUCCAAAUGCAUGCUAGAUAAUCAGCCAUCCCGGAAGAGGGGCUUCUUUUGGGCAAAAUCUAGCAAGGAAUAAGCUUCGUUGUGGUUGCUGAGAGAUUUCUUUGGGUUUAGGUUUCUUGGUACAGUGCAACAGAAUUGAACUUCCGAGUUCAAAUGUUUGAAAAGUUGAACUUAUGGCAUGCCUGCAGCAGUCUUUUUGGACUUAGUUUUGGUUUGUUUUGCCUUCUUUAAAGCAGGUUCUGUGGUUGAACUUCUCCACAACCUCGGAUAAAAUGACUGAGGAAAGGGCAAGAUGUCAUUCAUCAAGCUUUGAUUUAUGUCUGCAAUACACUAAUACAUGAUUUCUAAAUGUUUAGAAGCUGCAAUUACCCUGUAAAGAAGAAAACUGAAAAGAUACAGAAGAUAAAUAUAGGAAAACAAAGAUAGUGUUUAGAAACCAAGGGUUUUGUUAUUUUGUACAGAUUGAUUAGUAUUAUUGCUUAUGGAUAUAAUUCAUUCAUAUAUCCAAAAAAGAAAGUUCUGUUGUUCCCUGUUCUACUGAUAUGUAAUGCAUACAGUAUACGUGCCAUGAGCCCUUGGGACUUUGGAAUUUCUGGUGUUGGGCAAUGGUCUUAACAGAUUGUUAAUACCAAUUAGUUUGUUUGACAAAUUAAUUGUUUAGUAAUGAUAUUUGAACAUGUCAAUACUCUAAAAUAUUGAUAUGUAUCAUUUUCUGUGUCUUA